UAUGGAACCGGAAGCAGAGAGCUCGGCGUGGAGCUUGGCGUGGAGCUUGGCGUGGAGCUUGGCGUGGAGCUCGCGCUCCCGGAGGUCGACUUGAAAGACUCAUUGCCUGAGGAAGAAGCCCUGAAGAGGAGGGAGAGGAAAGAAGGAGGAGUCAGGAAUGGCUCUUUCUCAGGAACAGUUGACAUUCAAGGAUAUUGACAUAGAAUUCUCUCAGGAGGAGUGGGAAUGCCUGGAACCAGUUCAGCGAGCCUUGUACAGGGACGUGAUGUUGGAGACCUACAGGAACCUGCUCUUCCUGGACAUCUCUCCUAUACACGUGAUCAAGAAAUUACAACUACAAGUAAACACUGGUAGAGGAGAAGUAUUACAAACAGUGAUGUUGGGAAGACAUGAAAGGAAUAAAAUGAAAUAUUUUUACCUCAGGGAAGUCCAGGAAAAUAUAUCUGACUUUGAGUCUCAGCAGAGAAGUGAGGUAAGAAAUUACAAAGGAACUCCUAUGUCCCAUAAUGAAAAUCCUACUGAUAAGAGAGAUGGACUUGGUAGGAGUGUUGUAGGAAUUAAGCCUAUUGAAAAUAGGCUUGCAUCAAGCUUUUGGGAUGAAUUGCGUAUAUUUAAAAGUGAACAAAAAAUUGAUGAAUUUAAUCAAGCUGACAAGACUAUCAACUGUAGUGCCUCAUUUUCACCACUUCAGACAAUUUCUCCUGUUGUCCAAACAAGCAUUUCUGAUACAAAUGGGAAUGAUUUUAUGCAUCCUUCAGUACUGACACAAGACCAGAGGACACACAGGGAACAACCUUACAAAUGUAAUGAGUGUGGCAAAACCUUUCAUCAGGUCUCAGACUAUACUCGACAUCAGAUCAUCCAUACAGAAGAAAAAUUACAUAAUUGUGAUGUAUGUGGCAAAGUUUUUAGUCGAAAUUCAGACCUUGCAGUUCAUCAGAGAAAUCAUACUGGAGAGAAAUCUUACAAAUAUAACAUGUGUGGCAAAACCCUUAAACAUGGCUCACACAUCACUGGACAUCAGGUAAUCCAUACAGAAGAGAAUUUAUAUAAAUGUGACAUGUGUGAAAGAGUCUUUCGUCAAAAAUCAUUCCUUGCAGUUCAUCAGAGAAUUCAUACUGCAGAGAAACCUUACAAAUGUAAUGUGUGUGAUAAAGUGUUUCAUCACAACUCGAAUCGUAGAAGACAUCAGAGAAUCCAUACAGGAGCAAAACCAUAUAAAUGUGAUGUAUGUGGCAGAGUCUUUAAUCGAAGUUCAAUCCUUUCACUUCAUCAGAGAAUUCAUACUGGAGAGAAACCUUACAAAUGUAACGAGUGUGGGAAGUUCUUUAGUCGAAAAGGAACCCUUGCAAGUCAUUGGAGAAUUCAUACUGGAGAGAAACCUUACAAAUGUAAUGAGUGUGGUAAAACCUUUUAUCACAGCUCAAUCCUCAGUCGACAUCAGAUAAUCCAUAAAGGAGUGAAAUUACAUAAAUGUGAUGUAUGUGGCAAAGUUUAUAGUCGAAAUUCAAAUCUUGCAGUUCAUCAGAGAACUCAUACUGGAGAGAAGCCUUACAAAUGUAACGAGUGUGGCCAGGUCUUUAGUCAAAAAGCAACGCUUGCAUGUCAUCAGGCAAUUCAUACUGGAGAGGACCCUUACAAAUGUAAUGUGUGUGGCAAAAUCUUUCAUCAUAGCUCGAACCUCAGGAAACAUCAGGUAAUUCAUAAAGGAGGAAAGUUAUAUAAAUGUGAUGUGUGUGAUAGAGUCUUUAGUCAAAGUUCAUACCUUACAAAACAUCAUAGAAUUCAUUCUGGAGAGAAACCUUACAAAUGUAAUGACUGUGGUAAGGUCUUUAGUGAAAAAGCAGUCCUUGCAGUUCAUCAGAGAAUUCAUACUGGAGAGGAACCUUACAAAUGUAGUGAGUGUGGCAAAGUCUUUAGUCAGAAAGCAGCCCUUGCAAGGCAUCAGGUAAUUCAUACUGGAGAGAAAUGUUACAAAUGUAAUGAGUGUGGCAAAAUCUUUCAGCAGAGCUCAACCCUCACUCGACAUCAGAACAUCCAUACAGGAGAGAAAUUACAUAAAUGUGAUAUAUGUGGCAAAGUUUAUAGUCGAAAUUCAGACCUUGCAAUUCAUCGGAGAAAUCAUACUGGAGAGAAACCUUACAAAUGUAAUGAGUGUGGCAAGGCCUUUAAUUACAGAUCGAAACUCAGUAGACAUCAGUUAAUCCACACAGAAGAAAAAUUACAUAAGUGUGAUGUAUGUGGCAGAGUCUUUAGUCAAAAUUCAUAUCUUGCAAGACAUCAGAGGAUUCAUACUGGAGAGAAACCUUACAAAUGUAAUGAGUGUGGCAAAACCUUUAACGAUAAGUCAGCCCACAGUCGACAUCAGAUGAUCCAUACAGGAGCAAAACCAUAUAAAUGUGAUUUUGAUUUUUGUGGCAAAGACUUUCGUCGUAAUUCACACCUUGCAGCUCAUAAGAGAACUCAUACUCGAGAGAGACCUUAUAAAUGUAAUGUCUGUGGCAAGGUCUUUACUCAAAAUCCACACCUCAGGAUUCAUCAGAGGAGUCAUACUGGAGAGAAACCUUACAAAUGUAAUGAGUGUGGCAAGGUAUUUAGUCAAAAUGCAACCCUUGCAAAGCAUCAGAGAAUACAUACUGGAAAAAAAACCUUACAAAUAUAAUUAGUGUGGUAAGGUCUUUAGUCAAAAUUCACUACUUGCAACUCAUUGUAGAAUACAUGCUGUAGAGAAACCUUUCAAAAAUACUGAGUGCUGAAAAGCCUUUACUCAGAUUUCAACCCUCACUACACAUUAGGUAAUAAAUACAGAGGGGAAACCAUAUUAAUGUAAUAUAGGUGGGAAGGACUUCCUUCAAAAUUGACACUUUCAGUCCAUGGGAGAUUCCUAGUGGUAGAAAUCAUGCACAUGUCUUCAGUGUGGCAAAGCCUUACGAUUGGAUAAUCCAUGCUAGAC
Messenger RNA from Mesoplodon densirostris (Blainville's beaked whale), 2953 nucleotides. Its product is annotated as zinc finger protein 836-like. The transcript has 4 exons. The coding region runs from base 158 to 2662 and encodes 834 amino acids. Gene Ontology annotation, biological process: regulation of DNA-templated transcription. NCBI's taxonomy places the organism in Eukaryota, Metazoa, Chordata, Mammalia, Artiodactyla, Ziphiidae. The record is from RefSeq and is a predicted model, not a curated record.